Molecule: messenger RNA, 4517 nt
Organism: Oncorhynchus keta (chum salmon)
Lineage: Eukaryota; Metazoa; Chordata; Actinopteri; Salmoniformes; Salmonidae
Product: tyrosine-protein kinase receptor UFO
Exons: 19
Coding region: 653-3313 (886 amino acids)
Biological process (GO): platelet activation; cell migration; natural killer cell differentiation
Cellular component (GO): signaling receptor complex
Molecular function (GO): transmembrane receptor protein tyrosine kinase activity; protein binding; ATP binding
Source: RefSeq, a predicted model, not a curated record
GCAAGAGAAUGGAAAGAACUUGAGUUUAAGGAAUUUGAAACCUGUGUGACUGAAGAAAAAGAACAGGGACGGGACAACUUGGUGGGGCUAGAGAAGCAGUUCUGUGAUCAACAACACGGCACGAACACUGGUUUGAAAAUACACUUCCAGCUCCCUCAAAAAAACGUUUUUUAACAACUUGAUUGGAGACCGAAAAGGUUGGAGCGACUUUUGCCGUUUUUCGUCACUGUAGUUAAAACAAUGGACUUUCCGCAGUUUCUGCGCUGAGAGAAAACUGCCUGUGAGUUUUUUUUUUUAAACUUCGGACUGGAGUUAAAACGUCAGUAGGCUGUAGUAGUAGUCAGCAGCGGGAGUAAGCAGAAACAAUUCUAGGACGGUAAUCGGGGUAAAGUUUUGAAAUUGUUUUUCGCAACAUAAAAUGAGAAUCAGGGAAGCAGAGGAGUGAUAGCGAGUGGAAGAAAUACCUUUGGAUUUAAAUCGCGAGCAGUCAGUCGGAAGAACAUCCGCUAAACUUUUCAGUGUACAACAGAGAUUUUUAACAGAGCCCGAGAGAGUUAUUGGAAUGCGGUGACGCGAACUGGAGUUGUAUCCAACAAGUUCAAAGUUGGAACCGUGAAUUCUGGUAGAAGUGCGCUGCUCCGAGGGACCAGCUAUGGAGAGCGGGUCACAGGGACCGGCGCUGGGGAUACUGUUUGUCGGCGCAUUUUUUUGUUUAGGAUCUGCAAACACUUUGACAGAGCCGCAGUUCAUCCGUAGCCCCGGUAACGUGACGUCGUCGCUUGGGAAGCCUGUAAAAGUGGUGUGUACACUGCAGGGUUGGGGGGGCGAGGACCCCCCUGAUGUGGUCUGGCAGCGGGACGGACAGCCCCUGGAGUACGCUGACACCAACCAAAUACAGGUUCCUGUGGCUUCACGCAGCUGGAUGGUUAUCAGCACACUCAGGAUAGAGAAGGUGCAGCUACCUGACAUGGGUUCUUACCGCUGUGCUGUGAUGUCAGAGGGACACCAAACUCUGUCUGUAGCAGGACACAUUCAUCUAGAAGGUCUUCCUCAUUUCUCUGUGGAGCCUCAGCACCAGUCGGUGGUAGCCAAUGUGUCUCUCAGUCUGCACUGUGUGGCCCACGGCCCCCCGGAGCCCGUCAGAGUCAUCUGGCUGCAGGACGGGGCCCCUCUAAACUCUCUGCAGGACCAUGUUGCCCUGUCCCCCUCUACAGUCAAUAUAACAGGUCUGAACAGAACCAGUACUUUCUCCUGUGAGGCGCACAACCGUAAAGGAGUGGCAACAUCAGGCUCUGGGACCAUCACAGUCCUGCCAUCCCAGCCCCAGAGAGUCAGGGCUGUUGACGUCACCAACUCUAGCCUGCUCCUCUCCUGGGAACCUGGCUUUGGAGGAGUCUAUCCUAUAACCCACUGCACCCUACAGGUCAAGCGUCCAGGAGAGGACGUCGGUGUCGGGGGGGCGGAUCACAUGAUCCACAACCAGCACAUCCCACCCGCCGGCCACCUGAUCAGGGAUCUGGAGCCGAACAGUGGCUACGCAGUGAGGCUUGCCUGUCACACCACCCAGGGGGUGUCCGAUUGGACACACUGGGCCACACUACACACCGCAGAAGGAGUGCCCGACGGACCUCCGGGGAACGUCAGUGGGGUGUUAAAUGGGACAGAAGUGAUGGUCAGCUGGGAGGAACCAGAUGGAAGGAUGAACGGAGACCUACAGGGAUACCUGCUGGAGUACAGCAGCCCCAAUAUGGAACAGGCUGUAGUGGACACGGGCCUCUACACAGAGCUGUCCGUCAACCUGUCCGUCCCUCUGUCUAAUGUGUCCUUCAGGGUGUGCCUACACCAAGGGACAGGGGCCAUGGACCCCUACACACCCUCACCCUUAUCCCCCUGGAAGCACAUGACUAACCCACCUCCCCUCCUCUCCCCAGAUACCUCCUACCAGCCGCUCUUCUCUUGGCACUGGUGGCGGAAGGAGACACGCUUUGGGGAAGUGUUUGAGCCCAUGAUGGAGAGUGGAGAGUUGGUGGUGAGGUACAGAGCACGACGUACAUACAGCCGCAGGACCACUGAGGCCACAUUGAACACCCUCGGCAUCAGUGAUGAGCUGAAACAUAAGCUGCAGGAUGUGAUGGUGGACAGACACAAACUAACCCUGGGAAAGACUCUGGGAGAGGGAGAGUUUGGCUCUGUGAUGGAGGGAGUGUUAACACAUGAGGAGUCUGUUCUCAAAGUGGCUGUGAAGACCAUGAAGAUCGCCAUCUGUACCCGCACUGAGAUGGAAGACUUCCUGACAGAAGCUGCCUGUAUGAAGGAGUUUGACCAUCAGAACGUCAUGAGACUGCUAGGUGUGUGUCUACAGACAGUAGAGAGUGAAGGUUACCCCUCCCCUGUGGUCAUCCUGCCCUUUAUGAAACACGGAGACCUACACAGCUACCUGCUCUACUCACGGCUUGGAGACUGCCCGGUGUACCUGCCGUCUCAGAUGCUGGUGAAGUUCAUGGUGGAUAUCGCCAAGGGGAUGGAGUAUCUCAGCAGAAACAACUUCAUCCACAGAGACCUGGCUGCAAGGAACUGCAUGCUGAAUGAGAACAUGAAUGUGUGUGUUGCUGACUUCGGCCUUUCUAAGAAGAUAUAUAACGGAGACUACUACCGCCAGGGUCGCAUCUCUAAGAUGCCCGUCAAAUGGAUCGCCAUCGAGAGCCUGGCAGACCGCGUCUACACCACCAAGAGCGAUGUGUGGUCAUUUGGCGUGACCAUGUGGGAGAUAGCAUCGCGCGGCCAGACUCCGUACCCAGGUGUGGAGAACAGUGAGAUAUAUGACUACCUGAGACAAGGAAACCGUCUCAAACAACCUCCAGACUGUCUGGACAGCAUUUAUUCCCUGAUGUUCUCCUGCUGGUUCUUGAGUCCUAAGGACCGUCCUCUGUUUGAGACUCUACGUGGGGAGCUGCAGAAAGCUCUGGAGGACCUGCCGGACUCCCAGGACCCAGAUGAGAUCCUCUAUGUCAACAUGGAGGAGUCGAUGGAACUGGGGGCCGUGGGGGGACGCGACCCAGCCGGGGGCCUGAAGGGCUUGGACUCUGUGGCCACGGUGGAGGUGCACCACACCCACCCGAGCCGCUAUGUCCUCUGUCCCCAACACGACACCAACCGCCUGCUCUCUGACUCCCUGGAGAGUCUUAACCUGGUGUCCUCCUCUUCCGCCACGCUGCCCCUGGGGACAACCCUACAACCCUCCGGCUGCUCCACCCCGACAAGCACGGCAGAGGUGCAGGAGGACAGGGGAGGGCCCAGGAAGGUACCCUGGUAGUGAUGAAGGGCUCUACGCUCACCACUGUCACAGAGUCAAUACAGACUGGUCAAUACCAUCAGAACUAUACAAUCCCUCCUGUUGGUAUUCACUGUCAGUCUUGACAGAUGGACAAUACCAUUUAAUCCCAAUCAAAUAAUUUAGCAAGCCUUUUUUGCACAAACAUACUUCUACACACACCCAUACACACUCCUUUAGGCAUUCCAAGUUGUGAUUGAAAUAGUGGGAUUGUCAAAAUGUACAUAGUUACGUCCUCACAUCUACUCCUUCUUAAGCACACUUCGUACCGUAAUGAGUCUACAGACUAUUGGCCCUGAAACCCUUCAGACAGACCAGACAGUAAAGACCAGUACCCCUCAGACAGUAAAGACCAGUACCCCUCAGACAGUAAAGACCAGUACCCCUCAGACAGUAAAGACCAGUACCCCUCAGACAGUAAAGACCAGUACCCCUCAGACAGUAAAGACCAGUACCCCUCAGACAGUAAAGACCAGUACCCCUCAGACAGUAAAGACCAGUACCCCUCAGACAGACCAGACAGUAAAGACCAGUACCCCUCAGACAGUAAAGACCAGUACCCCUCAGACAGUAAAGACCAGUACCCCUCAGACAGUAAAGACCAGUACCCCUCAGACAGUAAAGACCAGUACCCCUCAGAAAGACCAGACAGUAAAGACCAGUACCCCUCAAGACAGUAAAGACCAGUACCCCUCAGACAGUAAAGACCAGUACCCCUCAGACAGUAAAGACCAGUACCCCUCAGACAGUAAAGACCAGUACCCCUCAGACAGUAAAGACCAGUACCCCUCAGACAGACCAGACAGUAAAGACAAGUACCCCUCAGACAGUAAAGACCAGUACCCCUCAGACAGUAAAGACCAGUACCCCUCAGACAGACAGACCAGACAGUAAAGACCAGUACCCCUCAAACAGUAAAGACCAGUACCCCUCAGACAGUAAAGACCAGUACCCCUCAGACAGUAAAGACCAGUACCCCUCAGACAGUAAAGACCAGUACCCCUCAGACAGUAAAGACCAGUACCCCUCAGACAGUAAAGACCAGUACCCAUCAAACAGUAAAUACCAGUACCCAUCAAACAGUAAAGACCAGUACCCCUCAGACAGUAAAGACCAGUACCCCUCAGACAGUAAAGACCAGUACCCCUCAGACAGUAAAGACCAGUACCCCUCAGACAGUAAAGAC